UCCCACUGGCCCAGCUUUAGCCGCACACGCAGGGGCCAACUUUAGCCGCACACGCAGGCAGGGUCCUUCUCUUGCUUAUCUCGAUUUGUGCUCUUCGAUCGCGCAGGCCCCUUCUCUUGCUCCGUCUGGACUCGCCCUCUUCGGUCACGCAGGCUGACCUCAAGGUCUCCAUCCCUUUGUCUUCCUCGCAGCGUGGGUUAUGGAAUCCCAAUUGGCGCCGCCAACCUCUAUCCUCCUCUCCCAUGGCCCUAUAAAUGCAUCUUAUUCAAUUGGCAGAGGAUUUUCGCCACCUGCACUCACUUUCCCGGGCUGAGCGGAUUGCAAACAAUCUUCUGCAAGCAUUGUACAUUUUCAAAGGUAUGUCAUUUUAACUUCAAAUUUUGCUACCUUUACUUGCAAUUACUUUUAUUACAUGGCAUGAGAAUUUGAAUACAUGAUAGAUGAUUGGAAUACAUUAUAUUUGAAUUACUAUAUAUAUAUAUAUAUUAUUCAUAGAGGCCACUUUUAUGUCUGGGUAGGCGUGGGCCAGCGUUUGUGGGCCACAUUUUUUUUGGGGGGGGGGGGGGGGGGGGGUAGGCGGCGCCCAGUGUUUGUUGUCUGGAUUUUUUUUGUCUGGGGAAAUAGUGGCCAUUGAUUGUUUAAUAAAAUUGAGGGUACUGCAAGUAUCCGGAAAUUGCUCUCAAUUGGUAUGCCGUAUGCAUUGCUUUUAUUAUUACAAAAUAAUAACUAACUUACGAAGUGUUAUCAAUUAUUCACUAGAUGUGUCAUUUAAAAAACUAUGUUCAUUGUUCGAACUUCGUUUCCAUAUUAAACAAAGCAGCACCUGUUAUUGCAAUGUAGAGAAUAUUGUCUUAUAUGCCCAUCGUCAAGUGGAGAGGAAUGUUUAAAGAUUGAUAGAACAUUGGAGUAUUAUAUUUGAAGCCACAAUUUUUGCUACAUAUGACUACAUGCUUAUUUCACAAAUAUGACUACAUUUGUGGCCUCAGAGAUGUUGUUCUGGGUUGACAUGUUUCUCCGUCAUAAAAACUUUAAUAUAUUUUGAGCGUCUUCUUUCAUUUAGUUUCAAUGGUAGGAAGUAGUAUUUGGGACCCAGAUCGUUUUGGUAAAUUUUAUUUUCAUUGAGGUUAUUUUUAAUUAGUCAGUUCACAACCCAAGCAACUAGCAAUCAACUUCCAACCAUUACGGUUUGAGUAGGAAACCCAAUAAGAAGGUACAGACCGGAAGACGUUGAAAUCUAUAGGAAUGCUUGUGUUAUUCAAAGACUGUGGAUUUAGAGCCUAGCUUUUAUUAAUACAAGCAACAUGAGUAAUUUUGGUAGGAAAAGGGUUAGAAUAUGCAAGUAAGUUCUGACCCAAGUCCCAAUGAUUCUUGGUGCACUUUUUGAUAUCUAUUGUUGUGUUGAGUCUAUAGGUUUCCUCCCUAAGAAGCAUCACUCAAUAACUAUUUUUAUCCAUUCGUAUAUGAAACAAAGUUUGAUUUUUUUAAGAAAAUCUAUAAAUUCAAUACGUAUAAUUUGAACUGCAUAGUAUGCAAGAAGUAUUGGUGAUUCCAGUGUUGGAUUGUUAGUAGAAAUCAGCUAUCUUUUAGUUUGAAAAAUAAAGUGCUGCUUCAAUAUGUAUGACCCCAACACUUUCUCGUUUUACAAACACCCUCUAGCAGUUCACUCAUGGUUAGGGGUCGUGGGAUAAGAUAAAUGAUAAAUUGUUGAGGUAUUCACCUUACUUAAAAGUUAGUUUCGACCCGUCACUCUAGAUCAUAUAAGAGGCUAAGACCUUGAAUAUUAAUAUGCCCCGCAGUCUCUAUAUUCAUGUUAUGCAUAUUAUAAAUUCACUGCCACAGGUUGUCUGCUACCCUAACCCCACACCCAUGCUCACAUAGUUUUUUUUCUCAAACACCCAUGAACAUUUCAGUUUACACAUUUCGUUUUUUCUUUGUAUUUUUUUUUAAAUUACAAUAAAACCUCCUGGUUUGUUAAUAUAAUUAAUAAGUUAUGUUAAAGUGAUUAAAGUGGUACUGUUUAUCAAAAUAUAUUAAGUCUUUUGUUAGAAAAAAAGCUUGCAUCGGUUAAAGCGCUCCUUGUUUUGUAUUGUUUAUUGUUGAAUGCUCAAACAGUGCUAUAGUUUAAGAGGCUAUUCAUAUUGUAUAUAGUCAGAUGAUUUUUCAAACAAAUGCUUUUUCAAGUUUAAAUAAUAGUGAUAAAGAGGGUUUGUACAAUAAGAUUGUUUAAGUGUUACUUUUAACAAUUUAGUAUAAAGGAAAUGUUACUCGAGUGUUAUAUGAUAGUUUAUUACAUAAUGUCUGUGUAUUAUUAUGAUUAAAAAGUUAUGAUAGCUGUUUAUUAAAAAUUACUAUUAAAUAUUUAGAAGUAAGGAAUGACUAUUUAUUUUUUCUAAAUUCUAACCAAUUAAAAUAUUAAUCUACCCCGGUCGUAUUUAAGAAUUUUUCUUUUAACAAUUUAGUAUAAAUGUAGUGUUAGUCGUGUGUUAUAUGAUUGUUUACUCGAUUAUAGGUAUGUAUUAUUAUGAUUAAAAAUUUAUCAUAACAGUUUAUUAAAAAUUAAUAUUAAAUGUUUGGACAUGAGUAUUUCAGUAUGUAUUUGUUCUAAUUUCUAAAAAAUUAAGAUAUUACUCUAUUAGGAGAAGUAUUAGUACUCAAGGUUUUGGCCUCUUAAAUUUAUCAAACAUUUUGAAUUGUUUAAAAGGUAACAAUUUAACAAUCUGUCCUAAACCCCAAACUAAAUCAAAUGGUUUUUGAAGUUUAAAAAAUGUUAAGUAAAACUAAUUUUAAAUAAUACCAACUAUCAUUCAUGAACCAAAUUAGUUAUCGAGUCAAGAGGGGAUGGAGUGCCAGUAUUCACAAACAAAAAGUUUGCAGGUACUGUUAUUAACUUAUAUAUGCAUAAUGUAAUUCCUUCAUGAGGGCAUUGUGGUGGUCUGGUGGAUACUUUCUGUUAAGGCCUGAUUGGUCUCAAUGAAAUACUAAAAAGGGCAGCCCAGUGCAUACUGGCAUCCCUGCAAGGAAAGGGUCCAGGGAAGGGUCCCACCACAAGGGUGCAUAAGGAGCAAGCCUUCCCUUUUCAUUUUAAAAGGAGGCUGCCCCAAGACUUGUUUGGUGACCCUAUUUUUUCGGCUUAUCUGCCAUAUAAGCCAAAUUUUUCACCAAACACGUAACUUUUUAUUUCGCGUUGAAUUAUUGAACAGUCAAAAUAAGUAAGGUUGGAAUUAGUUUUCUGGUUGCAUUGGCGAAGUUACUAUAAAUGUCCAUUUAAGCUAUUUUUCAUAUACUUUUUUCUUUAUUUUGUUAAUAAAAAAUAUUUAAAGUAUAAUUUUUUAAUGAAUCCGCAGAAUCAGCCAAUACAGCCAAUUGAGCUAGAACUUCAUAAAUUUAAUCAGAAUGAUCCGAUUCAGCCACUACUCAUAUUUUUGUAUUUCAUUUUGUUUAUUUAUCUCUAUUAUAUGAAGACUAAUAGUUGUAAACUAUAAAUAACUAAUCAUAUUUUUGUUUUUCAUUGCAUUUGCCAAGGUAAAAUGAAACAUACAUAUCAAUAUAAUAACACAAACAUUGAAAGUGACUUUGAAUGCUACCAACUAUUUGAAUGUAAAACAAAAAUAACAUGAAGGUAUUCUUUGACAAAAACAUUGAUCAUUUAAAACAUCAAAAGCUAAUGACAACCCAUCAAAUAAAUGAUAUUUGGAAAUGUAUACACUUAUUAGAUAUUUUGAUACAAGUUUUUGAUGAGUUAAAUAGUUGAAAUUUUAGUUAAAAAAAUGCUCUAUAUCACUAUUGGUCUAUAUUUAAAUAGUUUGUAUUAUUAAAACUUAUUUUCAAAGUACGUAUUAUUCUUGGUUCACGGAAGAUAGUUUAUAUUAUUUAAAGUUAGUUUUCCGGUUUUCCCUAAUAUUAAUAAAGAGGGUUUGUGCAAUAUGAUUGUUUGAGUUUUUAUUUUUAUCAAUUUAGUAUAAAAGAAAUGUUUGUAGUGUGUUAUAUGAUAGUAUGGUACAUUAUACCUAUGUAUUAUUAUGAUAAAAAAUUUAUCAUAACAAUUUAUUAAAAUUACUAUUAAAUGUUCAGACAUUAGUAUUGACUAUCUAUUUGUUAUAAUUUUACAAAAAAAAAAAAUACUCUACCACAAGCGUAUUAAUAUUGAAGAUCUAAGCCUCUACGAUGAUCUAGAAUGACUGGUCCAAACCAAGUUCAAAGCAAGAUGGGUACCUCAACAAUUAUUCGCAUAACAUUGCAGUUUUUUGUUUCUAAACCAUAACCGUUUUGUUCAUUUCCAUCCCUCCGACCAUUAUAUUAUACCCAGUAGACCCUUUAUAUACCUGCAAAAACAUUGCCACUGAUUGUUUACAGGGAAAAUAAUUUCUGCUAUUGUGCUAAGAUUAUAACAAAAAUGAGCAGUAACUUGCUUCAAAUUUUUAAUGUUUUUCUGCUUCUGCCAUGGUACUGAGGAGAUGGUAAAAAAGGGCGGUAGCCCGCUUCAUACUUGUUCUUAAUUUUUAACCCGAGUAGUACUAAAGUUCUUUUGACCAACUUUUUUGCCUAAAAGUGUGUAAAGCAAGAAUCCCAGGAAGAAUAUCAGAUUCUGUCCUACGUGUAGCUCCAAAUCAUUAUUAUUUUGGAUAAUGACUAGAUAAGUCUAAGCGAGAUCAUUGUGUGGCAUGUAUAAUAGUAAUAAACCGUUCUGGCAUUUAGAAUUAAUUAAAUACUAUAUGGGAAAAAAAAUAUGCAAAUUGAAGUAAGUUCUUGAGAAAAAAAUGAUCUGAAAUUCCAAUACCAAUGUGACAAUUUUACACAUACUUUAUGCAUUUUAUUUUGGUACGCAAUUUGUGUGUAUGUUGACUCAACGGUAUAUCCUAUUUCCCAUUUUAUUAAUUAUGAUAAAUUUAGUCCCACUCACAGAGCCUAUCUAGCGGCCAUCACCUCACGUGAUGAGCCCAAAAAUUUUAAGUCUGCUGUACAGGAUCCUUUAUGGAGAGAGGCUAUGCAAAAGGAAAUCACUGCCUUGGAAGAAAAUAAUACUUGGACUCUAGUUCACUUGCCACAUGGAAAAAGGAUCGUGGACUCCAAAUGGGUUUAUAAAAUUAAAUAUAAACCAAAUGGAGAUGUGGAACGUUACAAAGCUAGAUUGGUGGCAAGGGGUUUUACACAAAUUGAGGGAGUGGAUUUUCAUGAAACAUUUGCACCUGUUGCAAAGCUAGUCACGGUACGAUGCAUGUUGGCGGUUGCGGCCAAGCGAAAUUGGAUUGUGCACCAACUUGACGUUAACAAUGCUUUUCUCCAUGGAGAUCUUUCCGAAGAUGUUUAUAUGCGUAUUCCACAAGGAUUUGCCAAAAGUGGUGACACUCGUGUUUGCAAGUUACAAAAAUCUCUAUAUGGACUACGACAAGCUUCACGCAACUGGUAUCAUAAAUUUACCCAAGCGCUUCAAGACAUUGGUUUUCGCCAGUCCCGAGCAGAUCACUCAUUAUUUAUUUUCCAAAAUGGUCACAUCAAUACUUAUGCCCUUAUUUAUGUUGAUGAUGUACUGUUGGCCGGGGAUGAUAUUUCUCACAUUUCCACUGUCAAGAAUUACUUAGACACAAAAUUCAGUAUAAAAGACUUGGGGAAGCUAAAAUACUUUCUUGGCAUUGAAGUUGCACGAUCUCCUGAUGGUUUUGUCUUAAGUCAAAGAAAGUAUACUCUUGACAUCUUGGAGGAAAGUGGGCUUCUAGCAGGCCGCCCCAGUACAUUUCCCAUGGAGCAAAAUUUAAAAUUGCGACCAGAUGAUGAUAGCCCACCAGUGGAUGCCUCUUCUUAUCGUCGAUUGAUUGGGCGUUUAUUGUACCUCACAGUAACCCGCCCAGACAUUGUUUAUGCUGUUAGUCAGCUCAGCCAAUUUCUCAACAGUCCUCGACAAACUCACCUCAAUGCCGCCAUACGUGUCCUACGUUACUUAAAGCAUACACCAGGACAAGGGAUUUUUUUAUCAUCUACUAAUGACCUGACAUUGAAAGGUUAUUGUGAUGCGGAUUGGGCAGGAUGCCCUUUUACUCGUCGCUCCAGUACUGGUUAUUUCAUUACUAUUGGUGGUUCACCUGUCUCCUGGCGCACAAAGAAACAAUCUGUUGUUUCUCGUUCUUCUGCCGAAGCUGAAUACCGUGCCAUGGCUGUCACUGUUAGUGAAAUAGUGUGGCUACGAUGGUUACUUCAGGACCUCACGGUCAACCACAAUAGCCCCACACCCCUUUAUUGUGACAACCAGGCAGCCCGUCACAUUGCACUUAACCCAGUCUUUCAUGAGCGCACCAAACAUGUGGAAAUGGAUUGUUAUUUUGUCAGAGAAAGGGUCGCUAGAAAUGAAAUUCAACCACUAUUCAUUUCUACUUCCAAUCAAGUGGCAGAUAUAUUUACUAAAGCACUUGGAACGGAUCGUUUUCAGUUUCUUCGAAGCAAGCUGGGUGUUCGCAAUCUUCACACUCCAUCUUGAGGGGGAGUAUUGAGAUAAUUAAAUAUUCUAAAGUGUUCCAUUAUUUCCAUAUGUAUUGUUUUCAUUUAUUUGCACCCUUAGUUUACGUGGGUCACAUGCAUUGCAUGCAUGCUUGUUUCCUCUCUCCUUCGUAUCACAUCUGUAUUUGUAUUAUAUAUAGCAUGAAAAUGCUCCAAGAUAAUUACAUAUGCAUAUAUUGAACUUUCCUUAGGAGGAUUAUUUCUC
Molecule: messenger RNA, 6694 nt
Organism: Cuscuta epithymum
Lineage: Eukaryota; Viridiplantae; Streptophyta; Magnoliopsida; Solanales; Convolvulaceae
Source: the annotation of a GenBank genome assembly